UAUGUAGCCCUGGCGCGCAUGUACCUCUUGUGGCCCCCGCGGCACGUGUGUCACAAGCGCGCACUGCAUUUUUGAUCGCGAUGCGCGCCGCAGGUGGCGGAGAGCAGGCCGCUUAUGUCAAUCAUGCCGGCUGCAUCUUGACAUAAACCUCCAUCUCUCCCAUCUCGCAGGCUCUCCUCGCUCUUAUGCAUCUUCACACAGCAUGCGCAUGCUGACCUUUAUUGUUAUUUUGCAAGUUACAACUCACCUCGCUCUAGCUGCGUUGAUUAUUCCGAGCACAGAGAUUUCCUUCACCCCGCAGCAAGAGUACACGCUCCCGCAGGACUAUGCGCUGGACGGUCCGCAGUCCGUGUUUGCUGUCAGCUCGCCGGACGACGCACCGACGCCGACAUUUACGUUGAAGGCACGGCCGACGACCAUCUGGCGGCCACGUUCGGCGGAGGUCUACCAGCGUGCGCGGGCGGGCCUGGGGAGCGAGGAGGUCGAGUGGGAGCAGGUGGAGGUUAUGGGGCCGUAUGUCGAAGACAAGCAUACGCUGACUCAGCUGGCUCGGAUGACGGGCAAUGCGUACGCCCUUCCCGGUCAGAAGAACUGGUAUGAGAUCGAUCCUACUUGGAACCAUAGCUUUCCUUUCGGCUGGGAAGACGUGGCGGACGGUUUUCGUGGGCACGUCUUUGCCUCGAUCUCAAAUUCGACCGUCAUCCUCGCGAUCAAGGGCACGACCCUGCAGGGCCCAACGUCCAAGAAGGACAAGUUCAAUGAUAACCUCCUUUUCUCAUGCUGCUGCGCUCGUGUCGAUUUUUCGUGGGUAUUCAGUACCGUGUGCGGAUGCUAUGCAAACCACUGGCGGUGCGAUAACGGGUGCUUGAGCAAGGCGCUGAUCGAGGAGAGCUUGUUCUACAAUGUCGGGGUGGACUUGAUCAACAACCUGACGGCAUUAUAUCCGACUUCCACCAUAUGGCUCGUCGGACACUCCCUUGGCGGCUCGCUGGCAUCGCUGCUCGGGACUACCUUCGGCCUCCCCGCCGUCACCUUCGAGUCUCCGGGCGAGCGGCUCGCUGCACAGCGUCUGCGUCUCCCACUGCCGCCCUCCGCGCAGUCGAACGCCACCGCUGCGUUCGGCGCAUCCCCCGUCACACACGUCUACCACAACGCGGACCCGAUCCCGCAGGGCACGUGCACUGGAGUAAAAUCGCUGUGUGCGCAGGCAGGGUAUGCGCUUGAGACGCGGUGCCAUCUGGGGAAGACGAUAGUGUUUGACACGGUGGGGAAGUUGGGCUGGCGGGUGGACGUGCGGACGCAUACAAUCAAGGAGGUGAUUACCAAGGUGCUGGAGGCACAGGUGGAGGGCGGGUGGGACACGAGUGACGAUGGGGUGGCGUUGGACGUGCCAAUUGCGAGGGAAGAGGUCGACUGUGUGGAUUGUUACAAAUGGGAAUUUGGUGACUUCAAGGACCAUUCGGCAUGCGGCGUUUGACUAGUGCACUCCAAGCACAUAGAUCUAUUCCACGGUGGUAUUCUGCGUGCGUUUGUAUGUAUGUACCUAUAUCCGUCUACUGCACCUGUAUACCGUAUUCUGUAAAAUAGCCAUUAAUAUCAUCCCCGGAAGUCCUUUCCGCCAAUGAGACGACCCUGUACGAAGACUUUCCUUAUAUUGCGAUCAUCUCCGCAGAACA
Laetiporus sulphureus 93-53 is the source of this 1676-nucleotide messenger RNA. Its product is annotated as alpha/beta-hydrolase. The coding region runs from base 203 to 1477 and encodes 424 amino acids. The record is from RefSeq and is a predicted model, not a curated record. Lineage: Eukaryota; Fungi; Basidiomycota; Agaricomycetes; Polyporales; Laetiporaceae. The transcript is spliced from 4 exons. Gene Ontology annotation, molecular function: glycerophospholipase activity. Gene Ontology annotation, biological process: macroautophagy; piecemeal microautophagy of the nucleus; multivesicular body membrane disassembly.